Paramecium pentaurelia is the source of this 1593-nucleotide messenger RNA. Lineage: Eukaryota; Ciliophora; Oligohymenophorea; Peniculida; Parameciidae. The record is from the annotation of a GenBank genome assembly.
AUGGAAACUAAUAAACCAAUAGCAAUACUAUUAAGUAAGGUUGGAAGAGGGAAAACUUCUUUUUACAAUAAAAUUUGUAAAUAAUCUUAAAAAACAUAUUUUGGUGGUUAAUCAUGUACAAGAGAGCUCUUUUUAAAAUGUUCAUUCUUUGGAAAAGGAUUUUAUUUAAUGGAUACUCCAGGAUUUGGGUGCGAUGAAGAUAUAAUAAUUCACUUAUCUGCUUUAUUUGUAGCAGCUGAAAGAUCCUUGAAUGCCAUUUUGGUUUUAACAAAAUUCGAUCGUGCUUGUGUUAUGAAAGAAGAAAUAAAUUAAGCAUUAUCUAUGCUCUCUCCAUGCAGAAAUAUGAUUAUUAUUAUUGUUACUUUUUGGGAUGACGUUGAAAAAGAACCCAUUUAAACUUAAGAAAAAUUUAAAAAGGAAAUAUAAGAUUUAGUAAUGAAACCUCUUAAACUUAAUUCAUUUAUAUGUACCAGUAAAAAUACACCAGGAGAUAUAAUUUGCUAUUAAUUAGAUUAGUUAAUUCAAAAUAAUGUAAAAAAAUCGGUAUAACUAACCCGUUAAGAGUUUUCAUUUAAAUUUACUUAACUUUCAUCAUUUUCUAUCACUGAUGAAAUUGAGACCCAUAAAUUAAAAUAAGACUUCUAAAACAAAUGCAAAGGAGCUCUUAGAUUUAUAGAAUAAUAAAAAAAUGAUGAUUAAGAAAUGACUGAAUUGAUGCAUGAAUUAAUAUUAGCAAUGAAAGAAGAAGCUCAUGCAACUGUUAUGGAAUUUACAAAAUAAAAUAGAGAAAGUUUUGAGAAAUUAGUUGAGAAAUUUGGAAUUUGUGAUUAUACAUAUUUAGCCCAUACUAAAUUAAAAGCAGAAAUUAUGGGAUAUCUAGAAUAAGUUAUAUAAAUAGCAUAAAAAAAGAUGUAAACAUACAAAUAUCAUGUUUAUAAUUAUAUCAAAUAAUGUCCUUAUUGUGGUCUAAUUUGGUUUAAAGUUGCUGGAUGUGAAAACUUAACAAGAUGCGGAGAAUAACCAAACAAAGAUGAUGAAAAAUUGGCCCCUUAGCCAAAGAAAUAUAAAAUUGAAUUUCAGGAGUCUGAAUUAAAGGUUAUCAAGCUAACUAAUUCUGGUUAAAUUAUAAAAAGACUUUAAAUUAAUCAAACUACUAAUUAUAAAGGAUGUGGUAAGAAAUUAGAUUGGAAGAAUUUGCCUACUCUUUCGGAAGAUUUAGUAAAAGAGUUAAAAAAUACUGGAUUUUUAGAUGUAUUAAGUAUGCUUAAAGAUAAAGAUAGCAAAGAUAUAGUAAAUGAAGAGAAAUAUUGGUAAUAAAUUGAUGUUUUAUAAAAUAAACAUAGAGAAUUAGUAAAUAAACAAAUUGAAGAUGAGAAUAACAUUUAUCAAUAAUCUAAUCAGAAAUUUUCAAAUAAUUAGAGUAUGUUUUAUAUCAAUUAAAACCAAGUACCUAAACAUAGUGAACUAAAUAAAAAUUCUAAUCAUAAAGAAUUAUAAUCCUAAAGUAAAGAUGAAAAUUGUAAAACUUCUUUUGGAGAUAAUAAUGAGAAAAAGUAGCAAUAAUUUGAUGGCAAAUACUUUGAUUAACCUUGA